AUGCGCGUCUACAAGGCUCCGAAGGAGCUCCCAUCACUCUACACCGCAUCGCGACCGCUUGAAGCGCCCCCGGUCGACCUGCAGGCCCGUCGCAUCUCUGCCUCGGACCAUGCGCUCAUCUCGCGAACGGCAGACACCUUUCAGCGCGGCGCGGCGGGGACGUUCUUGCAGGAUGUGCUCGAGGCCUCCUACAAGGAGGCCAUCAAGGAGAGGAGGGGCGCGGUCGUGGUAGAGGCGGCCGAGGACGACGAAGAGGAACGCGAGUUGAGGGAAAAGGGGUUCGUCCAGAAGCGGAAGAAGCGCGCGAGGAGUUCUUCGGUCGGCAGCAUGGCAGACGUGGAGGAGACGGAAGAAGGAGGAAGCGAUACGGAGGCGGCCGCGACCUUGCGCGAGAAGAGGAUGAGGGGACGACGGCGCACGAAGCGCAUUAAGGAGGCUUUGAAGGUGCCCGAGGUGUCGCUGGAGGAACCCGAGCUGUCAGAAGGCUUCCCUUCAACCGACUUGCUCUCCUCGAUCCAAAACCACGCUACUCAGCUCUUCGAGACUCGACACAACCUCCUCCCGCCGCUCACCCUCACCAACCCUCUCCUCCCCGAACCCCUCGUCGAGCACUUCGACAACCUGAUCGCCCAAAUGAACGACGAAGAAGAGCGCGUGGCGCGAGAAGGCAAGGGGGAUGUUUGGCUUGCGUGGAAACAGUCGAGGAUAUCGAAGGCUGGAGCUGGAACGAGGAAGGCGGUUUGGACGGAUGUCAGUAGGGCGUUCGAGGGCACGGCGCUUGUCGCACUCGGCAUGCUCACGCAACUCCUCGUCAAAGACGUCGUCGCGCAAGAAGCCCAGCAACUGCCCGAGCUCCCGCCUGACAUGAUGGAGCAAGAUGGAGCAGCAGGAGACGACGCCUAG
This is a messenger RNA of Rhodotorula toruloides NP11, 903 nucleotides long. RefSeq lists its product as uncharacterized. The record is from RefSeq and is a predicted model, not a curated record. The transcript has 4 exons. Bases 1 to 903 code for a protein of 300 amino acids. NCBI's taxonomy places the organism in Eukaryota, Fungi, Basidiomycota, Microbotryomycetes, Sporidiobolales, Sporidiobolaceae.